CCACCGCUGCCUUACCUCAGGCCUGCCAAUGCUCCUGCGAACACGAGCCCCAACUCCUUCCGCCUGUUCCUUACUGAGUACAGUUUUGACAAUUUUCCUUCCUGCAGCCAUUUUCUUCUUGGAAAAAGGAAAUGCAAAUCCUAAAGAUCUCAACAACCUUCAGCAACAGCAAUGCUACAAAACAACAAUUAAGGGAAUGGACUGUAAAACAAAGCAUGGACAAACCCAUUCUAGAAGAGUUGCUGGUAAAGAAGUCUCAGCAGAAGAAAAAGAUAUCUCCAAAUAAUUACAAAGAACGACUCUUUGUUCUUACAAAAACAAGCGUUUCCUACUAUGAAUAUGACAAAGAGAAAAAAGGAACCAGAAAAGGAUCAAUUGACAUUAAGAAAAUCCGAUGUGUUGAGGUAGUAAAUCUAGAGGAAUCAAUACCUUCAGACAGGAAAUAUCCCUUCCAGAUUGUGUACAAAAGUGGCCUGCUGUAUGUUUUCUCUGCAAAUGAAGAGAGUCGAAGACGAUGGCUAGAAGCUUUGCAUAAAGAGAUUAAGGACAACACAGAUUUACUAAACAAGUUCCACAAAGGAUUCUUUUCCAACGGGAAGUUCCUGUGCUGCAAUCAGACCUGCAAAGCAGCUCCUGGAUGCACCAUAUGGGAAAAGUAUUUCAGCCUUCACAGUGCAAGCUCUGCAGUGAAACCACUCCCACCUGUACCAGGAGGACUGAACAUGAAAUACGAUCAUCAACCUCCAGGCCGAAUAUCUGACAAGUUGUUUCUGAAAGAAGCAGUGGCUGUUUAUAAUUAUGAGCCAAAAGGAAACUCUGGUGUUCAUCUCAUCAGGAACAACAAAUAUUAUGUUAUGAAAGAUGAGGAUCCUGAUUGGUGGCAAGUGAGGGACUUGGAAGGAAACGAAGGCUUGGCUCCCCGUGCCUAUUUGAAGGAGAUAUCCCAAACCGCUGAUGAAUCAGAGGGAAGGAGCAACACAGCUAAAGUGUCAUCAUCUGAAGAGGAGGAAAACAUUGCUAAUUAUGAUUGGUAUGCUGGGAGUCUCUCAAGGGCCCAGGCGGAACAACUGCUGUGGCAGAAGGGGAAAGAAGGUGCUUUCAUGGUUCGUAAUUCCAGUCACGUGGGGAAAUACACUGUAUCAGUACUCAGCAUGACCAGUAGAGAUAAAAAAGGAAUAGUUAAACAUUAUCAUGUUCAUGUAAACAGCGCAAACCAGUUUUACCUUGCUGAGAAUUACUGUUUUGAGUCGGUUCCCAAGCUUAUUCACUAUCAUCAACACAAUUCAGCAGGUUUGGUUACACGGUUUCGACAUGCAGUGUCUACAAAGGCAAACAAAGUUCCAUCUACAGCAUCUUUGGGAAAUGGCCCCUGGGAGCUGAAGCGUGGAGAUAUUGUCUUGCAGAAGGAAAUAGGGAGUGGUCAAUUUGGAGUGGUGCAAGUGGGAAAAUGGAAAGGAAAAUACGAUGUUGCUGUUAAAAUGAUCAAAGAAGGAUCAAUGUCUACAGAUGAAUUCAUAGAAGAAGCUGAAACCAUGAUGAAACUUAAUCAUCGCAAACUUGUUAAACUGUAUGGGGUAUGCACAAAGACCUAUCCCAUCUAUAUAGUGGCUGAAUACAUGGCUAAUGGCUGCUUGCUUAGUUACUUAAAAAGCCAUGGGAAAGACCUGCGUCCGUUUCAACUUCUGGAGAUGUGUUUCCAUGUUUGUGAAGCAAUGGCUUUCCUUGAAAAGCAUCAGUUCAUACACCGAGAUUUGGCUGCUAGGAAUUGCCUGGUUGAUGCUGACCUCACAGUGAAGGUGUCUGACUUUGGAAUGACGAGAUAUGUGCUAGAUGACCAGUAUGUCAGUUCCAUAGGAACGAAAUUUCCAGUGAAGUGGUCGGCACCAGAGGUUUUUCAUUACACCAAGUUCAGUAGCAAGUCUGAUGUGUGGGCCUUUGGAAUUUUAAUGUGGGAGGUAUUCACUUUGGGGAAGCAACCCUAUGAGCAGUAUGAUAAUAUGCAAGUGAUUGAAAAAGUUUGCCAUGGUUAUCGGCUUUAUCGUCCACAGUUGGCUUCUCAGGCUGUCUAUCAAGUAAUAUACAGCUGCUGGCAUGAGUUUCCUGAAAAACGUCCCACGUUUCGCCAUCUGCUUUCUCUCAUUGAACCACACAUAGAAGGUGACAAACUUUGAAGAACAGUCCAGCCUAAGCAAUA
Messenger RNA from Rhineura floridana, 2194 nucleotides. RefSeq names its product BMX non-receptor tyrosine kinase (gene BMX). The transcript has 19 exons. The record is from RefSeq and is a predicted model, not a curated record. The coding region runs from base 132 to 2171 and encodes 679 amino acids. Lineage: Eukaryota; Metazoa; Chordata; Lepidosauria; Squamata; Rhineuridae. Gene Ontology annotation, molecular function: protein binding; ATP binding; non-membrane spanning protein tyrosine kinase activity. Gene Ontology annotation, biological process: intracellular signal transduction; B cell receptor signaling pathway; peptidyl-tyrosine autophosphorylation.